AAAAUAUUCCAGUGACGUUGCGUUGCGUUGAUCGUUUCGUGUUCAUGUCGAUAUUUUCAUUUUAAAAAGAGUUGGAAUUCUCUUUUUCCCUACAUAUUUUUGCUUCUUGUUACAUAUCUAACCCGCUUAUGUACAUUAACGCCUGCGCAAAGAGUGCCUACUUUAAUAUAAAAUGGAUGCUGCUGACUCCCUGCUAAGUGACAGUGUGACUGGCAAGCAGGGCCUGGACGAGGAGGAAUUGUUAUUAAAGCCUAAUCCUAAACCCAAUGUGAAGAGUGACUUGGUCAAUGAAUGCAAAGUGUUCAUAAGGGCUGAAGACGGAGGGGGAGAUACACAUCUCAAUAUAACAGGGAACAUGGGCCCAGGGACUAGCGAGAAACCUAAGUUUGUGACUUCCACGCCAGAUCAGAAAAGAGAGAGCCCUUCAGAUAAUCAGAUUGCUGAUUCCAACCCAGAAUGUGAUAUUGAAGGAGUCCCUGACUUGCCCUUGGACGAUGGAAUGCCCAGCACUGUCACUGUGUUGGAUGCCCCUGACGGUGGAAAGGUUUAUUUGGUGGGCACUGCCCAUUUUAGCUUGCAAUCUCAAGAAGAUGUGUCCAGGGUAAUACAAGAAGUGAACCCGCAUAUUGUAAUGGUUGAGUUGUGUGAACAGAGAACAAACAUACUAUUGCUAGAUGAAGAAAUAAUUUUAAGAGAAGCUAAAAAUAUUAAUAUUAAGAAGAUAAGGGCAACAAUGGCCCAGAACGGAGUGUUCAACGGCCUCAUGUACAUUCUGCUCCUGAACAUGUCCGCGCAUAUCACACGCGAGCUGGGCAUGGCGCCCGGCGGCGAGUUCCGACGUGCCAUGGCCGAGGCCAAGAAGAUACCCAACUGCAUGGUCCAGUUAGGCGACCGAGCAAUAGAUAUCACUCUGCACAGAGCCAUCGCCUCCUUGACCUGGGGGCAGACCAUACGCUUCGUAUGGCACUUGCUCACAUCCAACCAGUCUAUAAGCGUGGAGGAGGUAGAGAAAUGUAAACAAAAGAAGAUGCUGGAAGACAUGCUAGAAGAGAUGGCAGAAGAAUUCCCAGCGUUGAAGCGUGUUUUCGUGCUAGAGCGCGACAUGUACCUCUGCCACUCGCUGCAGGUCGCGGCGCUGCAGCCUAGGCGAGAGCCGUGCCGCAUAGUGGGCGUGGUGGGCAUCGGCCACGUGGCCGGCAUCGUGCAACAUUGGGGCCAAGUGCGCUCGCAAGACAUCCCGCCGCUACUCAAGAUCCCGCCAGAAUCACUGUCAACUCGCAUCAUCCGCGUGUCCGUGCGCGUGGCGUGCGUGGGCGCGCUGGUGUACGCCGGCUACCGGCUGUGGCCGCGCCGCUGGCUGCCGUGAUGCACCGAAAUCCCUAAUUGGACCAUCGGAAACACACACAUAAUAAAUUUAGGAAGACUAAACUGUAAAUAUUAUUGGAUGAAAACUCGCUCAUCAAUUAUAUGAUUUAUUAUUUUAUUAAUGAAUAGGUUAGGUGCGAACAUGAGUCUCUGAUUAGAAAGUUUAAUUGCUAAAAUUAUUGUAGUGUGUAUAAACAUAUUAUUGAGAUAUUAAUUUGCACUCGUUCCUUAUAAACCCGUAAAAUCUUACGGGCUGUAGGUACCAAAUUUACAUUCAUUCAAAUUCUAAAUACUUCGUGGUACUAAUAAAUUUAUGUCCUAAAAGUUGUACGAAGAAAAAAAUCCUUGGCAAGAAUGAUAUUAUUUACCCAAUUUUCACGCGCUUGUAAAUUUGGCUGUCCUUCCAUAACUUUAAUUGUAAGAACUUAAGCCACAUUAGUUGACAUUAGUAUCUGAUUGGUGGAUCACGGACGCGAGGGUGCAUCCCGCUCUUGCGGAUAUGUCAGCGGCCGAUCUUAAUAUCCGCCAGAUCAUGAAAUUCCUAGGCGUAUCGUGAAACGUGAAAAUCAUCGUCUCGUUCCGUGAGUCGCGGAGCUCCUAUUUCUGGACAGUUUGCCGUUUGGGUAUCUGAAGCAACCUAACGAAUCUUAUCUUAACUACCUAAGGCUAUCUAUUGGUUUAAUGUGACUACCGUCAAAACAUUACUCAGGAACUUUACGAUCCGGCGGAUUUUACGAUCGGUCACCGACAGAUAUAAUACUGACAAGUCAGGAAAGGGCUUUAGCUCUAGCAUAUUUUGUUGUUCGGCUCCUUUUGGCCAAACUGUGAGCUUUGUUUGUUGGUAUCAAAAGUAAAAUAUUGUAAAUAUUCGAUUCAUAAUUGGAAUUUGAUGUAAAAUAUCGAAAUGUACCUACGUGCCAUGUUUUGGUUUUGUAUAUGUUGUUGUAAAAAAAUCGAUAUUUUAAAUUAUUUAUAAAGAAAAUGCUUUUAGUUUAUUUUGUUUCGUUGUUAUAAGUCUUCAUUGUUGAAAAAGCAGUCCGUGUUAUUUUGUUUUAAAUCAUUGAUUAGUACCGACAUUUUUAACGCAAUAAUAAUUUUCACUGAUGACAUUCUCGAUCUGAAUUUGAUUUAUUUCUUUUUCAAAACGAUGGUUAUGCUUAUUGUUUAUCUAUUAUCUUUUAAUUCCACUCAACUUUAAAUAUAUAAGUUUUUCAUUGUCAUUAUAUUAAUAUUCAACUUGUUUACAAUGAUAUACAUGUAUUUACUAAGAGAAAAACAUUUAUUACCUAUGCGAACGCAGUUAUAAAACUAUUAACCUAGAAGAUGGGUCUAGAAAAAAAUAGUUGGCCUGCCUGGCCGCAUUGCCACUUUAACGAAGUACUAGCUAGCCCUCUGGUAUUUUGCAUUUAAUUAUCAUAGUUAUGAAAUUUACAUCUUUUCGUUACCUACAUCUACAUUUGUUUAAUUGAUUAAUUCGAUGCAUUUGGACAUUUUUUUAUUGACAUAAUAUUUAGGGUUUUUGUACGAAUCUGCCUGUAUCAUCGUAGUGCGUUAAAAUAUGUUUGAUUGAGUUAGACGAAGAAAUUCAGUCAGUUUCAUCACACGCAGUUUAACAGCACACGCAGUGCCAGUGUUAUUUAUACGUCAUAAUUUCAUAGAAGUUUGACGUUUAAAAUAACACCUGCACUGCGUGUGCUGUCAAAAUAUCUGCAGACUUUUCUUGGUCUAACUCCAGAACUGUUUGAUAGUUCUAUAUCAUAUCUGAUGAUAGCUGCAGCCGCCAUAGUCGCCAUACUUAAUGUUAAUCAAAUGAUCAUUCAGUUUUGUUGAUUGUGCGUGGUGGAACCCACCCUUAAUAUACCUAACUAUUAUAAUCGUUAGGUCAUUUAAAAUUCUUUCCGUUCUAUAAAUUAAUUUAAUAAGGACUGUGAUAAUGUCAGAAAUUAAUUAUAAAUCUCCAUCCAUUUAUAAAAUAAGGAAAUAAUAUUCGUGAUAUAAUAACACGUGUUCUUGUCAUUCGAUAAUCAUGUCACGCUUGUUACGGUUGCGUUCAAAAUAUAAACAAGGAUGACUAUCAGCUAUCAUAUGUUAAAAUCAGCAGUCAGUUUUAUUUCAUUUGCUUCAAUAAGCAAAAAACGAGUUUACGCGAAUUCGAUAGUUAGUAGUUACACAGCUACUAGCACAAUAGAAUAGAAUGAAACUUAUUCAGGACGCUUAGACAAUAAAAAAUUAACAAAAACAUGUCACAAAAACGGUUUAAAACGUCACUGAAAAGGUUUCCACAGCUUGGUGGUCGCUGGUCUUGCGUCGUUCCGUUCCGUUUUCGAAAACGUUCUCUGUUUUGUGUGGGGAACGUUCUCGCUCGGGAAUAUUGCUCAUAGUAGUAGAGAACGUUCUCGAGAACGGCACAACUCUAGCUAUUAGGCUUCGAACCUGCGGUAUGAGUUUCAUAGAAGUUCCUUGUAUACCGGUGUAAAGUACGGCAGACUCCUACGUCGCCAUUUAUGUCUUAAGUCCUUUUUCGAGUUUCAUAACAUAGGUCACGAAGUAUAAAACAAAGGGUUUAACUGUUUAUAUUUUACUAGCGCAAUCGCAACAAUAGUUUAGAAUUUUGACUUAGACUUAGCAUACAAAUAUUAUACGUUAAUUCAUUAUCAAAUUACGGCAUAAUAACGGUUCCACUAGACUUAUAUCGACCGGGAUAUGAACCGUGAUUACAUUUUGUAUUAUUUUCGAGCUCCCGAUAUUUCGACGCAGUUACAUGCAUCUUGUUCAUGGAUAACUAAAGAUAGAGGGUGGGCGUCAAAGUCAAUAUCGGGAGCUCGAAAACAAUACAAAAGGUAAUCACGGUUCAUAUCCCGGUCGAUAUAAGUCUAGUGAAACUGACCGUGAAUCAUUCAAAACCUUCGAGCAACACGGAAGGGAGGCGGCAUUCGCACUAUUUCCCCUCUGCCGAGGUACAAGAUUAGCGCGUUAAUCUAAUUUAGCGCGGGUAAUAAAACUAGUUGCACUUGGAUUUUUCACUAGACCGAGUCCAGACGCGCGCGUGAACACUGCUGCACAAAAAUGCCUGUUUGCUCGGUUUUUUGUUAUAAAAAGAGGUCGGGGACAUCAAAUGUACAAAAAGAAAGUGUUACAUUUCACCUGUAAUAUUUUUUUUUACAUAUCAUACGUUUAAUUACAUUCAAACACAAUUAUUAUAUUUUAGUCUCAUGUAAUCGUUGGAUUUAUCGAUUUUGCUCGCUCAGUACAAAUUGCGGAUCGGUCGAGCGACAAAUCCGACUUCUCAUCUCUCAGAAUACAAUAACAUACUUCAACGAAAACGUGUUAGUGUGCGUGUUGUGACACUUGUCACUCGUCCGUACACAAAAAGAGAUCGAGGUUUGCAAGAUUUGUCUUUGACGUGUGUCAUUUUCUAUGUAUUUGUGUCGUCAUUACAGAUUGGAUUUUGUAUGUAAGUGUGUGAGAAGUGCGACUGUGUGCACCUUUCCCCCCGCGAAAAAUGGCAGAAAGAUUUGUACGGUGAGAUAUCGCUUGGGCCCCUCCCUUCCGAUGUGUCGGAAGCCGGUGUUGCUCGAAGUUCAAAACUGUUAUAAUAAUGGUUAUAUCAAUGUUCUUCUCUGCACACGACACGUUGUCACUAUUAUAAAUAAUAUCAUCUAAUUUAGUCGGGGUCACUCAGGGUCAAAAUACGUUGGUGAUCACAAUUGUUUACAUACAUAGUUAUGUCAUAAAUAUUGGUUUAACUUUGGAUGACGAAAAUUGCUUGAAAUGAAAAAUUUAGAAAAAUAUAAACUACCUAAAUAUAUAUUUACUAAUUGUGUUAUUCAUAAACGCGCAACUAGCUUCAAUUAGCUAAUAAUCGUUGUCUUUAACAGUCAUUUAUAUAUAUUUGUAAGAAAAAGAUAAGACAAAGUCUAAUUGAGGCUUGUAAAGUUUUAUGAAUAAGGGGGUUAGGAGAUUCAGCUGAAUUGUCAAACUUAGUCAAAGUUUACUGCAGUGCGCGUCUUCAUCAUCUGGAGUUAAACCAAUAUAUUUUCUUAUAGUCGGUAGUUGCUCAUGAGUUCUAACGAUUUCAGAGCACGUAAUAUGUACAGUCAGCAGCAGAAGUUGCUAAGCGGGCGUGGUGUUCAAAAUGAUCUUGACGCUACUUUAUUGUUAAGAGAAUAAGAGCGUGUCAAGGUAAUUUUGAACACCUCACCCGCUUAGCAACUUCUGCUGCUGACUGUAUUAUUGAACUCUGAAGUAGUUGGACCUCACGAGCGGCUGAUUCUUUUAGACAUAUAUUAUAUAUAGUUAUAAAGGUAUGAUUAAAUAGUGUGUGAAAUGGUGAUCGCUGUAUACAGUCAGCGGCAGAUAUAUCUAAUCUGGCCAGAUGUUCAAAAUCAUUUUAAUUUUGAACAUCUGGCCAUUUAUUUUCUUAACAAUAAAGUUCUGUAAAUGAUCAGAUUAUUUUGAACACCUCACCCGCUUAGACUUCUAAUCUGUACCUAAAUUUGUAACCGAAUUAUGUGACUUUUCAUGUGCUUGUUUCAAUUUUUGCAUGUGUUUCGAACACGAGCGUAUUUCAUAAACCAACGGUACCUAUAAACUUAAAAGAAACGAUUUUUGAAAAGCACUGUUUAAGUUUAACGUAUGCGGCAAUUUUGUCGUUGAAAGAGUGAGCAAAUAUAUUCUGCUUUACAUAUUGUUAUUAUUAAUGUAACGAGAAAUUAAAGAGACUUGAUUUAAA
Molecule: messenger RNA, 6097 nt
Organism: Cydia splendana
Lineage: Eukaryota; Metazoa; Arthropoda; Insecta; Lepidoptera; Tortricidae
Product: traB domain-containing protein-like
Exons: 11
Coding region: 173-1366 (397 amino acids)
Source: RefSeq, a predicted model, not a curated record